CCUGCUCCUGCUCCUUUGCACCCCUCAGCCCCUACACUCCGCUCUUCCCCUGCGCUGAUUGUCACACAUUGUUUACUACGGCUUGAAAUGUGACUCACAACACAGGCUAUCUGCUGGAGUACCACUCUGACAACUGAGGGAUUCUUUUGACGCGCACCUUGCGUGUUUGGUUAUUUGGGGACCGGCUGUGGACACUACCCUUUUUCUGCCAUGACGGCGGAAUUGUUUGCGCUUUUAUGCGUGCUGGUCAUCACAUCUUCUGCAAUGGAAGAGACUGUGAUGGACACUCGGGUGGCCACAGCUGAACUCGGCUGGACAGCGUAUCCUAAUUCCGGGUGGGAGGAGGUGAGUGGCUAUGAUGAGAACCUAAACACCAUCAGGACCUACCAGGUGUGUAAUGUCUUCGAGCCCAGUCAAAACAACUGGCUCCUCACCACCUUCAUUGAUCGGCGCGGAGCACAGCGCAUCUAUGUGGAGAUUCGAUUCACAGUACGUGACUGCAGCUCCAUCCCCAACGUCCCCGGGUCCUGCAAGGAGACUUUCAAUCUCUACUACUAUGAGACUGAUGCUGUCAUUGCCACCAAAGGUACAGCCUUCUGGAUGGAGGCCCCGUACCUCAAAGUGGACACUAUAGCUGCGGAUGAAAGCUUUUCGCAGGUGGACUUUGGCGGACGUCUUAUGAAGGUUAACACAGAAGUGCGGAGCUUCGGUCCUCUGUCUAAAAAUGGCUUUUACUUGGCCUUCCAGGACUAUGGUGCCUGUAUGUCGCUGCUGUCAGUCAGGGUCUUUUAUAAAAAAUGUCCAAGUGUUGUCCAGAACUUUGCCAUUUUUCCAGAGACUAUGACGGGGGCUGAAAGCACCUCCCUGGUCAUCGCCAGGGGAAUCUGCAUUCCCAACUCAGAGGAAGUAGACGUCCCUAUAAAGCUCUACUGCAACGGAGAUGGAGAGUGGAUGGUUCCUAUUGGUAGCUGCACAUGCAAAGCUGGGUUUGAACCUGAUAAUGGCAACGUAUGCAGAGCAUGUCCACCAGGCACCUUCAAGUCCACCCAGGGUCCAGGUCUGUGUCUGCAGUGCCCUCCCAACAGCCGUUCCACAGCUGAGGCUGCCACCAUCUGCGUAUGCCGCAAUGGAUAUUACCGCGGGGAUGCCGAUCAGCCUGACGAACCCUGCACCAGUGUCCCGUCCAGCCCAAGGAAUGUGAUCUCCAUCGUGAAUGAAACCUCUGUGAUCCUGGAGUGGCACUCGCCCAGAGAAACUGGAGGCCGUGAUGAUGUCGUUUACAACAUUGUGUGCAAGAAGUGCCGUGCUGACCGCCGCUCUUGCUCCCACUGCGACGACAACGUGGAUUUUGUCCCUCGGCAGCUGGGUUUGACUGAGACCAGAGUGUUCAUUAGUAACCUGUGGGCUCACACGCUGUACAGCUUUGAGAUACAGGCUGUCAAUGGAGUGAGCAAUAAGAGCCCAUACCCUGCUCAGCAUGUCUCUAUAGACAUCACCACCAACCAGGCUGCUCCCUCAAUAGUUCCCAUCAUGCACCAGAUCAGCUCCACGAUGAAUAGCUUCACACUGUCAUGGCCCCAACCUGAGCAGCCCAAUGGUAUCAUACUGGACUAUGAGCUGCGCUACUAUGAGAAGGAUCAUGCAGAGAUUAACUCCACCAUCCUGCGAAGCCAAACUAACACCGCACACGUAGAGGGCCUCCGGCCAGGUACAGUCUACGUGGUACAGGUGCGGGCACGGACUGUGGCUGGUUUUGGCAAAUAUAGCAGCAAGAUGUGCUUCCAAACCCUCACAGAUGAUGACUUCAAGUCCGAGCUGAGGGAACAGCUUCCUCUUAUUGCGGGUUCAGCGGCAGCCGGAGUGGUCUUCAUUGUUUCCCUCGUUGCUAUUUCCAUUGUGUGCAGCAGGAAAAGGGCGUACACCAAGGAGGCAGUAUACAGUGACAAGUUGCAGCAUUACAGCACAGGAAGAGAACUCUCUUUGCGAGCCGACAUGUCUAACUGCCCCUCCCCACUGGGCUGCCCGACCCACUUCUCAGGCUCUCCUGGGAUGAAGAUCUACAUCGACCCCUUUACCUAUGAGGACCCCAACGAGGCUGUCCGUGAAUUCGCCAAGGAGAUUGACGUCUCCACGGUCAAGAUUGAGGAGGUCAUCGGUGCAGGUGAAUUUGGAGAGGUGUACAAGGGCCGAUUGAAGCUGCCUGGGAAGAGAGAGAUCUAUGUUGCCAUCAAGACCUUAAAGGCAGGCUACGUGGAGAAGCAAAGGCGGGAUUUCCUGUCUGAGGCGUCAAUUAUGGGCCAGUUUGACCACCCAAACAUCAUCCGUCUGGAGGGUGUUGUCACAAAGAGCCGCCCGGUCAUGAUUGUCACGGAGUUUAUGGAGAACGGUGCUCUGGACUCAUUCCUCAGGCAAAACGACGGCCAGUUCACUGUGAUCCAGUUAGUAGGAAUGAUGCGUGGAAUUUCAGCGGGGAUGAAAUACCUUUCAGAAAUGAACUAUGUUCAUCGUGACCUGGCUGCACGGAACAUUCUGGUCAACAGCAACCUGGUGUGUAAAGUGUCCGACUUUGGCCUCUCCCGCUACUUACAAGACGACACCUCAGAUCCAAGUUAUACCAGCUCUCUGGGCGGUAAGAUCCCAGUGAGGUGGACAGCACCGGAGGCCAUCGCUUAUCGAAAGUUCACCUCAGCCAGUGACGUGUGGAGCUACGGCAUCGUCAUGUGGGAGGUGAUGUCAUUCGGAGAGAGGCCUUACUGGGACAUGUCCAACCAGGAUGUGAUUAAUGCCAUUGAACAGGACUACCGUCUACCCCCGCCCAUGGACUGCCCCAGUGCGCUCCACCAGUUGAUGCUGGACUGUUGGCAGAAGGAUCGCAACGUACGACCGCGCUUCACCGACAUUGUCAGCACCCUGGACAAGAUGAUCCGAAACCCCACCAGCCUCAAAGCUAUAGCUAACAUCCCUGCAGUGCCUUCACAGCCACUGUUGGACAGAUCCAUACCUGAUUUUAACACAUUCAGCUCGGUAGAGGACUGGCUCGGAGCCAUCAAGAUGAGCCAGUACAGAGAUAACUUCCUCAACUCAGGCUUUACCUCCCUACAGCUGGUGGCUCAAAUGACCUCAGAGGACUUGCUGAGAAUAGGAGUCACCCUAGCAGGCCACCAGAAGAAGAUCCUCAGUAAUGUCCAGUCCAUGAGGGUGCAGAUGAGCCAGUCGCCCACUACGAUGGCAUGACUACAAGAGGCGCUGUGCCACGGAACGGGCAGCAUUCGUAGGACCAACAACAAUGGCAGCCCUCGAAUGACCCCCGAUCCAUCGGAACGCGCCAGAGUCGAGACAAUUGUCUUAAUCUAAUUCACUACCAUGACAACAGGAGACCAGGGUCUACACUACCACAACAGCUAUCACACUUCAUGCAAUCCAGGCCAGAAGUUCAGGGUGCAGACUUAAUACUGUUUCUUCAUUUAUCAGCAAAAGGAAAAAGAGACAUAAGUUGCUGUGGUUAGUGAAUGCCAUUGAUGCCAUCACAAACCAGUUAACUCCAACAAUCAGACAUCGACACAGGGAAUAUCUCACAAUUUCAGACUGUGUGGUAAAAAGAUUGAUAUUGUACCUCUAUAUUAUCUGGACUAGAUGAUGUUAAAAUUGUAAACAGAUGUGUGAGACAUUUAGAAACACCUCGUGACCUGUGAUUUUGCCCAUACCGUUGUCAAUGUGUGCAAUGAAGAUGCCUUGACCUUGGCCAGAUAAAGUCCUAGAAUAAAAAGCAAUCACCAGUACGAAUACGCAGAGAAAGAGGAAUACAGGGAUGUACAGUGGAGCACCAUUUUCAAUUUUCACAUCAUGAUAGUUUGCUUGUUUUUAAAUUUGAAAAAAUGUAUUAUUAACUGAUGGUGAAAAUUCAGAGCUUAGUUAUAUUUUGUCUUUUUUCCAUCCGAUUGUUUGUUUGUAUUUAUCACUAUAGCAAGAUUCCGCCCACUUGUAUUUUAACUUAAACACUACCUGUGGAGUCCUGGGUGAAAGGCCUUGCCAAAGGACUUCUUAACCAGCCCCACCCAGAUUCAGAGAAUAUAAAUAUGUUUAUCUCUUGCUAAAUAUGAUUAUAUCUUUCAUAAUAAACCUUCAUAUUGAAGGUGAUAUGUAUGAAUAUGUAUGUACAGAACUCUCUGCUUGCAUUUUUGGCAAAGACUUGUUUGUUGACUAGAUUGUGUUAGACACAUGCAAUGUGUAGAUUCCCACUGUGCCCUGGCUUCUUUUGGAUGAUUGGACAAUGGACACAGGGUUGUCUCCUUCUACCAGGGGCACAAGGACACUCCUGAUUGACUCUUCACCUGAGAAACAUGUAAAAGGAUUUGGUAUUGUAGAUCUAUAUGAAAAUUGCCGUAGGAGUAAUAAUAAUUGACAAAAUAUCCAUCUAUUGAGAUCAUGUUAAAUGUGGGUGUACACAUGCUGUCUCUUGCUGGUGAGCACUUGCUUGUACAGAUUUGUUUUAUGUUUUGUUUUCUUCAUCUGUUGUUGUUUGUGUUUGGAGUGCUCAGCGCCAACCAGAGGGGAUGGAAAUGUCACACCAUGGCCUGGCCCAAAUCCACGACGCUGAACCUGUUUUAUAUACAGGGCUAUGCGGUGGACCCGAAGAUUUACACACUUAUAAAACAGCAUACACAUUACACUCCAUGCUCACACAUUCACAAUUACACACACAGUUAACACAGAAGAAUUAUUAUGGGAAGACCAGGUGAAAUGUGACCUUUCCGGGAUACUUGUCACGACCUCCCUCUGUGGUACAAAGUGGAUCGGGAAGUUGACUACGAGUGUGCACGUGUCAUUGUUUAUUUGUGUGUGUGUGUGUGUGUGUGUGUGUGAGUGAGCGAAUGCAUGUGAAUAGCAGGCACAUUUUGUGUGUACAGACAUUUACGUGUGCACAGGUACAUCGUUUAGGAGUGUGAACGGUUUCCUUUUGUUUUGUUUCUGUAUAGCUACCACUUGUAAAUUGUGACGAGUACGUGUCAAGAGUUUGUAAGCUGUAACUUUCUGAGAACUAUUGUACUAAAAUGCACUCAAUAAACGCCUUGGAAAACAAGUCAA
Molecule: messenger RNA, 5085 nt
Organism: Sphaeramia orbicularis (orbiculate cardinalfish)
Lineage: Eukaryota; Metazoa; Chordata; Actinopteri; Kurtiformes; Apogonidae
Gene: ephb1
Product: EPH receptor B1
Exons: 17
Coding region: 211-3234 (1007 amino acids)
Biological process (GO): protein phosphorylation; axon guidance; ephrin receptor signaling pathway
Cellular component (GO): plasma membrane; dendrite
Molecular function (GO): ATP binding; transmembrane-ephrin receptor activity; protein binding
Source: RefSeq, a predicted model, not a curated record